This is a messenger RNA of Triticum turgidum subsp. durum (durum wheat), 927 nucleotides long. The record is from the annotation of a GenBank genome assembly. NCBI's taxonomy places the organism in Eukaryota, Viridiplantae, Streptophyta, Magnoliopsida, Poales, Poaceae.
AUGGAGGCGGCACUGGAUAGCGGUGCAAAGGCAAAGCACAUCAUCCUCGUCCACGGCGUGUGCCACGGAGGCUGGAGCUGGUACAAGGUGGCGGCGGGGCUACGGUCUGCGGCUGGGCACGGCUGCCGCGUCCACGCGCCGGACCUAGCCGCGUCGGGCACCGAUGACCGCCGGCUGCCGGAGGUGGCAACGUUCAGCGAGUACACGGGGCCGCUGCUCGAUGUACUCCGGUCGCUCCCGGCUGGGGAGAAGGCGGUGCUCGUUGGCCACAGCCUCGGAGGCCUUAGCGUCGCCCUCGCCUCCGAGAUGUUCCCGGACAAGGUCGCAGUCGCCGCGUUCCUCUCCGCUUACAUGCCGGACUGCGCGUCCCCGCCGUCGCAUGUCCUCAUACAGGAACGACAGCGCCAUGGAUCCCGAUGUGAAGCUUCACUGCACCCUGAUCUGACCUGGGAGGGGGUCGCGUUGUGCUCGGGCGCCGCAUCAGGUGGCGGUGGCGAGGUGGGAGGGGAGCACGGAGAUGGGCGCGCGGAGACGAAGGAGGAGAAAAAUGGAGAGGCGGGGAGGCUACGCUCGGGGUCCGCAUCAGGCGGCGACAGCGAAGCGGGAGGUGCGCACGGAGACGAAGGACCCGAGAAUGGAGGCGUCCGGGAGCGAGGACUUCGCCGGCGUCAAAGCCACUGCCAGGCGGGACGCGCAGGCGCGCGAGGGGCGCAUGGCUCCUCUCCUGGUGCGGCACACGAGGGAAUGAGGUGGGGAUCGAGCUGCCGGCACACCACCCGACGUUCACCCUUGCUCCACACUUCGUCGGAACUCCAUCUGUUGGUUCUGCACUUAGAUAACCCUCCCAACUACAAUGUUGCACCUGACAACCUCCUACUCAACGAGGCCAAGCUAUCUGCAGGGGACCAUGCCCCUGGACGUUCCUAA